Molecule: messenger RNA, 375 nt
Organism: Ustilaginoidea virens
Lineage: Eukaryota; Fungi; Ascomycota; Sordariomycetes; Hypocreales; Clavicipitaceae
Exons: 4
Coding region: 1-375 (124 amino acids)
Source: RefSeq, a predicted model, not a curated record
AUGCUCUCCUCGACACCCUUGCUAGUGGCUGCUCUGGCCGGUGCAGCAUUCGGCAAACUCCACACCAUCUGCGGUUGCCAGAAGUGGAGCGACGGACCAAUGCACAACGACGCCACGAUUACUCUUGGUAACUCGGGAUGCACUCCGUGGGUGUUUGCCCCCGUGAAUUUCCAAGGCGUUUCCCAAAACAGCGUUUUCCAAGCCACCGGGCCUGUCCGAUUCGAGGGCGUCUAUCUUCAAGACAUUGGGGGCGGCAAGGUCAUGGACGGACAUACCGUAUAUAAAUACUGCAAGAGAGCUGGUGCAGGGGACUCAGCUUGCUUCGAAUGUGGCAGCAUCCAGCAAAAUGCCAAUGGCAAGUUCCAAUGCAACUAG